AUGGAUAAAGUUGCAGCGCGCACAGGAAUAUAUCAUGAACAUCAACAGAGUGCUCUCUGUGGUCAACAUGCAUUAAAUAAUCUUUUACAAAGCUCAGUAUUUUCAGUUGACUCAUUAGUUGAAAUUGCUAAGCACCUUGAUAAUGAAGAACGAAAUGUAUUGACAUCCUCACAAUAUGAUGUAUCUAAGAAUAUGAAUGAUACAGGUUUUUUUAGCAUUCAGGUAUUGCACGAAGCAUUGAAAACGGUCAGCCUUGAAUUAGUAUCUUUUACAAGUCAAGAGGAUAUUGCUAAACAAGCACGUGCUAGACCACAUAGUAUUAAAGCAUAUAUUUGUAACUUGGGUUUACACUGGUUUACGAUAAGAAGAUUUGGUAUCAGUUACUUUGAUUUAAAUUCCUUUUAUUAUGUGCCAAAGUUAAUUACCAAUUCUGUUCUAGUACAGUAUAUAAACUUCAUAACAGAAAAUGGUUGUUCAGUAUUUAUUGUACAUGGAGACUUACAAGAUUGUACAGCUGAUCUACAGUUAACAACUAAUCCUAUUAGUCCACAUGAAUAUGGACUAUUAAUUAAAGAUUUACCUAAAUUAAUCAUGGAUAAUAAAAUAAUAGAUAAUAUCAAUGAUCUAAAUAAUUAUAUGAACGAGAAAAUAACCGUACCACAACAUGUAUACAAUGAGUAUCAAAAAAAUCCAAAUGAUCCUCAGAUUCAGCAAAAACUAUUACAGUAUGUACCGAAACAUAUUGCUGAUCAACUUAUGCCAACAAAUGUAGACCCUUCUCAUCCUCAACAUGAUCGUGCUCAUCCUGUUUUAAUAAUGGCAGUUCAAUCAAAAAGUAAUACUGCUCUAUCAACGAUACCACAAUGCGACUAUCCACGCCCUCGUCAUAAUUCUUCAGUACUCUCAGCUGACCACGUACCACAAUACAUUGUUAAUAAUCCAGGAUUGAUUAAUUCCAAUGAACGAGAACAGCAAAGAAUGUUAUUUUCUAGUCCACUGACUAUUGUACAUCAAUCAUCAAAUAAAAAUGACCCAUUCACUGAUAACCGUGGUGCUCAACAAAUGAUUCAAUCUUUAACUGGAUUUGAUACUCAGAAGAAUAAUCUAACUCCAUACACGACCACUGAAAAGGUCAGUGAUGCUCCGGAAAAUAGUCCAAGUAUAAACUCGCCGUUUUAUAAGGAUCCUAUAGAGGAGUGGAAUCAACAACAGAUGGAAGCAGCUAUUGCUGCUAGUUUAAUAACAAAUAAUCCAACAACAAAAACAACAACAAAACCAGAGGAAACUUCAGAAAGAACAGUAACCACGAAUGUGUCAGCGGCGAGUUUAGGACAAACACCGUCCAUGAAUCAACCACCAACCACGGCAUCAGAGCCAGAACGAAUAUCAAUGACAAAUUUAGGAGGAACAUCAUCCACGAAUUCAGCACGAACACCGACCCUCAAGUUGUCAACAAAAUCAUUAAAUGCAGCAAUACCAACAACGACGAAUUUAUCUCCACCAACGAUAGCAAGCCACGACGUCGUAAAAUCAUUGAAUAUAGAAGGCAAUCUAAUUGUGCUACGAAAAUCUUUGAAAUGCCUCAUUCAAUAUAAAAAAUUAAAUCAAUCAAAUUUUUCAAAACAUAGUUCAGAGAGUUUUAAUUAG
Rotaria socialis is the source of this 1647-nucleotide messenger RNA. Lineage: Eukaryota; Metazoa; Rotifera; Eurotatoria; Philodinida; Philodinidae. The record is from the annotation of a GenBank genome assembly.